Molecule: messenger RNA, 2172 nt
Organism: Metarhizium robertsii ARSEF 23
Lineage: Eukaryota; Fungi; Ascomycota; Sordariomycetes; Hypocreales; Clavicipitaceae
Exons: 5
Coding region: 1-2172 (723 amino acids)
Biological process (GO): secondary metabolite biosynthetic process; amino acid activation for nonribosomal peptide biosynthetic process
Cellular component (GO): cytoplasm
Molecular function (GO): catalytic activity; phosphopantetheine binding
Source: RefSeq, a predicted model, not a curated record
AUGACAACCCCGUCUAUCCUGAGCGCUUUGGAUCCCAAAGACUUUGCAAAUCCGGAAAUGAUUGUAGUCGGUGGAGAAUCUAUUCCUUCGGCUCUACUUGAACGGUGGGGACCGGCCAGGAAAGUGUUUAAUAGUUAUGGACCGAGUGAAUGCACUAUCGGUUCCACCUUCUGUCCGCUUUUCAUUGACCAGCCCAUCACGCUUGGUCGACCCAUCCCAAGAAUGAAUGUCUACAUAUUAGACGAGGAUCUCAGACCUGUGCCAGUCAGCGUUCCCGGUGAAAUUUGCCUCGCCGGUAUACAAGUGACUUCUGGGUAUCUGAACCAAACAAUGGAGACAGAGAAGCGGUUCAUACGAAACCCAUUCACCAAAAUCGGACGCCUGUAUCGAACUGGGGACCGAGGAUGUUGGACACAGGGUGGCGACACUGAGUAUAUUGGGAGAACUGAUAACCUCGUCAAACUAUCAUCUGCGUUAACUGGCGUCUGCAUUAUUGUCUCCAACGGCAACUUGAUAGGUUUCGUUGAGUCGGCCGACAUGGAGACUACUCAGAUGAUUGAUCAACUUUCUAAAUUGCUUCCCCGGCAUUCCUUGCCUUCUGUUAUACUUGGCAUGGACCGACUUCCAAGGACAGUAAACCAGAAGAUUGACCGAAAGAGCCUUGAACAAAAUGCGUGGCAGAGGAACCUUAAGCAGCACGUAGAGUUUGAGACUGCCACCGAGCAGAUAAUAGCCCGUAUCUGGGCAACAGUUCUAAGUCGGGAAUAUGAACAAAUAAGUGCCUUGGAUGAUUUUGUUACCUUGGGAGGCCAUUCUUUGCUCCAGAUUAGAGCCUCAAGAGAGCUUUCCACUCAUUUUGGCCGAUCGAUACCCCUUGGCCUCGUCAUCAACAACCCUUGCCUCCCAUGGCUCGCAAAGGCAGUGGAUGAAUAUAUAGUUACGGCUCAGGAGAGGUCGAGUGUGGCUUGUCCGUUUCAGUUAAGCCGGAGGCUGCCAAGCUCAAACGUCGCACUCCCUCUUUCUUACCUGGAAGAAGAAAUGUUCCUGUGGUGCCUAAUGACAGAACAUCCAUCGGCGAUGAAUGUUGCCUGUGUCCUCCAUUAUCCAGCUAAGGUUUCGGCGGAUAGGCUACGGAUCGCUGUAGAUUCAGCGAUCAAGUCGUACGAGUUGCUUCGAUUACAAUACAUCCUGGUCAACGGGGUUCCUCAGACAAUUUUGUCGGACCAAUUUAGAAAGACAGAUAUCGUCGUGAGUACACCAGUUGGUGUGGAGCGCGGGAGAAAAAAUGCAAAUAGUCAAGAGGUGACGAGCGCAGAUCUUGAUUAUAUCGACUGGGCAAACUGGUCGAGAAUAAAAAGUGCUCUUCACGGUGACGCUGAUAGAUUUUGGAAUACCUAUUUGCAUGCAAGACCCGCCAGUCCGUUCAGCGUUCCGGACCACAUCCCAACAUCCGGACCUGGAGAUUUUCGAGAUGAAAGUUUGCCAAGCCCUGCUCUUUCUUCUUUAUCCUCUCUCACGUCCUGCAGCCGGAACCAGCUUCUAUUGGGAUCGCUUGCGUUGACAAUCUAUGCUCUGACCGAGGCGUCAGAUAUUGUUCUGGGUAUAUCAUUCCAUAAUCGCAACGAAUCGGGCACAGAGGACGUUUUUGGGCUUUUACUCGAUCGUGUUCCAAUUCUCGUCCUAAUUAACGAACCCAACCUCUCGUCGACUGAAGAAUUCUUUGCCCAUAUUCGGCAGUCAGCAGAGAGUGCUAUGGCUCACUUUGCGAGUUAUCAAGCUAUUCAAAAGUCUCUAAGGAAGCAAGGGGACACAAGACACGACCCGUUCUUUGACUCAAUGGUCGCUUAUCACUCUAUAGAUGACUCUACUGGCACCCGCGAGUUUUUGGGAGGACCGCUUGACCUUGUUCUUGUAAGGCCCAGGGGAGGUUCGAAAUUUCGGCUCAUGGUUGAGCUGACAGAGAUGCAAAAUGGCACAAUUUCCCUCUGCAUAGAGUACAGAACAACAAUAUUCACCGACGACUAUAUCAGCCGUCUACAAUUAACAAGUGUAGAGGUUCUUUCUAAUAUUAGCAAGAUGGGACCGCUGGAAACACUCUAUGGAAUCAAAUCCCAAUCCAGAGCAUUUACAGAAAAACUACAAUUGUACUUUUUAAAAAGCUUAAAUAUUUAA